Molecule: messenger RNA, 3049 nt
Organism: Phytophthora nicotianae INRA-310
Lineage: Eukaryota; Oomycota; Peronosporomycetes; Peronosporales; Peronosporaceae
Exons: 1
Coding region: 119-1567 (482 amino acids)
Biological process (GO): lipid modification
Cellular component (GO): membrane
Molecular function (GO): acyltransferase activity
Source: RefSeq, a predicted model, not a curated record
ACCUCCACAACUGUAUAAAACGACAGCGUCAUCCGACACACGUCGCACAUGACAUCAACUUGCAUCCAGGCCAUUCUCGCAGCCUCUCAUUCCUGCUUCUGCCUCGCAUUUGGCACUCAUGGCUUCUCAGGUUCUCUCGAUGUUAAGCGAUGCAGCCACUCCACUGCAAUUCGCAAUGCUAAACCAGCGGCUCACACAGCUCUCGGAGGUUGUGGGCGUUCCCGUGGACCAACUACGCUGCGUCGCUUGCCUGCUGGCCGUCUACCCGUUGGCAAUUGUGGUCCGCAAGCUGCCGUCCAUCACGGCCAAACAUUGGCUGCACAUUUGCGCUGGUGUGAGCAUCGCCCAGUUCGUCUAUGGAACAGGAUGGCUACAUUCGCUACUGUCCUCGCUUGUCACGUACGCGUUGGUGUGUGUACUGCCUCCCAAGCGCGCACCAUUCGUGGUGUUUCUCGCCAAUAUGUUGUUCGUGGCGGCGUUGCAUAUCCACCGCAUGCGAGUCAACUAUAUGGGCUGGAGUAUGGACUCAACGGCGAGUCAGAUGCUGCUGCUCAUCAAGCUCACGAGCUUCGCCUUCAACUACCACGACGGUGUCGUUCCCAGUGCCACAGCAGUGCAGGACGGCGACUCGGAGCACACUAAAAGAGUGAAAAACUCGCGUAAGCAACUGGCGAUCCCACAGAUCCCGUCGCUGUUGGAGUUUCUGGGCUUCGUCUACUGCUUUACGACGUUCCUGGCCGGUCCGGCGUUCGAGUACAAAGAGUACAGUGACGCGAUUCACCAGACCCGGUUUGUGGACAAGAACGGUGUCCGACGUAAUGUGUCCCCUGCGCGUGCAGCGCUGUCCAAGUUACUGCUGGGUCUUGGACUUAUGGGACUCUUAGUGCAGUUCGGAGCACUGGCGGACUUGAACGAGAUUCUGAGCGAUGAAAACCAGAGUAUGCUCAUGAAGUGGGGGCGUCUGUUUGUCGCCUUGUUCUUGACUCGUGCCAAGUAUUACGUGGCGUGGAAACUGGCCGAGGGAGCGACUGUGCUAACAGGCACUGGAUUCGAAGGAUUCGACGAGCAGAACAACCCCAAGGGCUGGGACGGCGUCAGUAAUGUGGACAUCUUGGGCUUCGAACUUGGCGCCAAUGUCCGUGAGAUCUCACGUGCUUGGAAUAAAGGCACGCAGAACUGGCUGGAGCGUUAUGUAUAUACCCGCACGGGUAACUCGCUGCUGGCUACGUACUCUGUGUCGGCUCUGUGGCACGGGUUCUACCCGGGUUACUAUCUGUUCUUCCUCACUGUGCCGCUUGCUACGUCUGUGAACCGCCUGGCUCGACGUCACGUGCGCCCGUACGUUGUGGACAGCCCGAUCAAGCCGCUCUACGACCUCGUCGGUAUGAUCUGUACGGCUAUGGUUGUAAACUACCUGGCCGUCUCGUUCGUAGUGCUGUCGUGGGAAGACGCGGUUGCAGGCUUCCGCUCCAUGCGCUUCGCUGGCCACGUCGGCCUCGUGGUCUGCUAUUUGCUGCUUACCUUCGUGCCGAUCAAGAAGACCGCGCACAGCAAGAAGACUGUGUGAAGAUCUAGUGACUGUCCAUAUGUUAUGAAGACGACCCAAUUGGAUAUAUGAUGGAAACUAAAGUAUCGUAACACGAUAUUCAAUUGGAUGGAUUUUAUGGUAUUUUAUCGAGAUCCUUAGCCGGAGUAAAGUGCAUACCCACUGUCGUGGUUCCUGAACGUGUUGUCCCUUGAUGCCAGGUACGUGACGCGGCAUUCAGGCGGUUGUGGCGACCAAAUGCCUUGGUUCGUGCAGCGAAGUGUUCCCGAUCCCUUCAUGUUCGUGCCUUUCAUGCACGAAUAUGUUGCCGUCGAACCCGGAGUCGUGUUUGAGAAUUUCACGGAGCCUUGAUAAAUCGACGGUGGGGCACUGCAGUCGUACUUGGGGACGCUGGCACUUCCACGAAGAUUGGCUGCCUCGACCGGGGCACAGAUUGUGGCUGCCACCGCCACUGCGAUGGUCACGACGCGAAGAAGUGGCAGCAUCGAGAUGAAGCGAUGGCUUGUCGACAAAGGAAAAUCGUUUGUGCAGUUCAGGGAGACUCGACGGCAAUACAUUUCCCUAAAUUACGUAUUCGUCUCGAGGUUCUUAUCCGCUUUGGAGUUGGGACGAAGGAAGAGAUUCUGGAGGACUGUUAUCUGGUUCAGGGGUUCUAUUUUUUUAAGUGGUAAGAAACAUUACAGUUGUAACCUAGCACGGAUGAGUAGAAUAUAUAGAUUGUCAGAAGUUUGACGGAGUGAGCACGAUACUGUGCUCGAAAUGGCGAUUUUCAGGGUCCUUGGGUGGUGGCUGGUUACUGCGGCUCUGAGCUCGAAAGAUUGCAAUCGUCACGACCAAAAUGGUGCCUAUGACGAUGAUAAUUGCGAUCAUUGCUGUAGCUGAAAUGCCAACAGACGCGAUGGUCGUGAGGCUGGACUCUGUUGAAGCCUGAAGCGCGGUUUGCGUCACUGUAGCACAUGGUGUCUCGGCAGGUUGAGCAGAAGUUGAUGUUGCGAACACUGGAGCAGUCGGAGCUUCAGUUGAGACCGGCGUUGUAGCUGGAGGAUAUGAAAUAUCUAAUGGUUGUUGAUAGUCCUGGUCUUCUUGCUGCUGAUAAGAAGUCUGAAAAGUAGGGACUGGUGCUUCGGUCGUUGAUUCUUCUGUUGAAGGGGUCUCGGUUGGCAGUGUUUCUAUCGUAGGUGCUUCACUUGUUGGUGUCUCAAUGAUCGGUACCUCUGUGGUUGGUCUGUCCGUGCAUGGCGUCUCCGUUGUCGGUGACUCGGUCGUGACUGGUUGAGUAGUAUAAGGAAUGUCCUCUGUGGUCGUUGGUAUUUCUGUCGAAGUGAUCUUGGUAGGCAGUGUCUGUAGUGUUGGUGCCUCACUUGUUGCUGUCGAAACAUCUGUGGCCGGUUCUUCCGGGCAUGGCGUCUCCGUUGCCGGCGACUCGGUCGUGGUUGGUUGAGUGUUGUUAGGAGUAUCCUCGGUGGGGGCCGUUGUUUGGGCUAACGGCACUAUUGGAGCCGA